AUGGGCACGGUGAUUGACGAGGCAGCUGGCUUGCCUGUUACGGACAUGGACAAAAUUUUCUCGGGUGUAGACAAUCCUCUCAGUUUUCAGAGUGAUUCCUCGAUUUACGGAUCGAGCUCAUUAGAAUUCAUCAUACCUCCGUCCAAGCCACCCAUGCGUGUUGCGGAGGUUGUGAGCGAGAGAAAUGUGAGACCGUCCGAACUGCCAACUGAAAUGGACUUGAGAGCUGUCGCCGCUUCAAGGCGACUAAAUCUGCCGGAAGUCAGUCCUAUACUUUUAGACUUGAUCUACUGGCGGCGACCCUACGUAAGCGCGAUCGUAUUUCUUACAGCGAUGGUCCUCGAACUGGGCCUGCUCAUGUACUCCGUCAUCUCUGUGAUAUCCAAUUUCCUACUUGCCCUACUUUUUAUGGCAGCGGGCACUAGACUCUAUUUUCGUAUAAUCAAUGCACCCGAGGCUAGUCCUAUCAAUGCUCUGGCAAAAGUCAACUUUCGGUUGUCACCCGCAACCUCCACGGAGCUUGUGCAGGUUCUCACUGCCAAGCUCAACUAUGGAAUAGUUGUGGUGCGCGACCUCUUUCUCCUCAAAAGUCUGAGCAAUUCUGCGAAGUUUGCUGCAGUCCUCUACUCACUGACGUACAUUGGUGCCCGUUUCAACUUUUUGACUCUCUGCAUCCUCGAAUAUGCCCUCAGUCUCCUCAAGUAUGACGUACUUGCAAUCACCUUCGUCCUUCCAGCGCCUCAACCCCCGCCCCCACCACUUCCACGCUCCAACACCCGUCCUCUUAGAAGGACUUAA
Messenger RNA from Dibothriocephalus latus, 798 nucleotides. The record is from the annotation of a GenBank genome assembly. NCBI's taxonomy places the organism in Eukaryota, Metazoa, Platyhelminthes, Cestoda, Diphyllobothriidea, Diphyllobothriidae.